This is a messenger RNA of Haplochromis burtoni (Burton's mouthbrooder), 2569 nucleotides long. Its product is annotated as vicilin-like seed storage protein At2g18540. The coding region runs from base 1 to 816 and encodes 271 amino acids. NCBI's taxonomy places the organism in Eukaryota, Metazoa, Chordata, Actinopteri, Cichliformes, Cichlidae. The record is from RefSeq and is a predicted model, not a curated record. The transcript is spliced from 2 exons.
AUGGACGAAAAGCUGGAAGAGAACAGAGAAGAGAUGAAAAAGAAACAAGAAGCCUGGGAGAAAGAACGAAGAGAAGAAAGAGAGAAACAAAAACAAGAAGAUGAACAGAGACGACAGGAGGAGGAAAGACGACUGAGAGAAGAGAAGGAAAAAAUGCAGCAGGAAGCAGAGCUGAAAAUCAAACAAGAAGCCUGGGAAAAAGAACGACGAGAAGAAAGAGAGAAACGAAGACAAGAAGAUGAACAGAGACGACAGGAGGAGGAAAAACGACUGAAAGAAGAGAAAGAAAAAAUACAGCUGGAAAAAGAAAAACAUGAAAAGAAAAGAAAAGAAGAAGACGAAAUGAGGAGAGAAGAGGAGAAGAAAGAACGAAAUCAGCUGGAGGAAAACUAUAAAAUACGUGUGGAAAAUCUGAAGAAGAUGCAUGAAGAUGAGGCCAGAAAGAGAGCUGAAGAGAUCAAUGAUUUCAAAAUGAAACACAACAAAGAGUUUGCAGCUCAGAAGGAGGAAUACGAGAAGAAGAUUAAAGACAAAGAUGAGAAGUAUGACCUGUUAAAGGCUCUCGCUGAGCUCACUGAAAAACAAAAGAGAGAAAAGCAUCAAGCAGAAAUCAAAGAUGUGAUCAAAUGUCUGUCUAAGAAGAAAGAGAACGUGAAAAAAAUCCAAGAGUUGCUGAUAAAACAUGAGGAUCAAAUGAAGAUUGCAAAAAAUGAGGAAGAAAAAGAAAACCUGCAGAAAAUCCAUGAAACUGAAAUAAGUGAACUAAUAAAAAAACUUCUGGAUGAAGCUGAAACAUCUUCCUGCAGCAUUUUAUGAGAUUUGUUUCCUACUUUUUGUGACAGAGCUCAGCUGGAUAAAAUACUUUCUGUACAUUAAAAGUUGAGAUGAAGAGAUAUUUUAUGGUCAGUUUGUAAACAUUUUACAAUUACAGAUGGAAUUCUUAAUUUAUCUUUUAUAUUUUCAGGAUUGUUUCAUUUUGUAACUUAUAUGAUGUCAAUGAUGUCGAUGAUGCAUGUAGGAUGAAUUGCUGCCGUGUAACUUAAGGUUUUAGAAAAUAUUUGAAACGCUGUUUAAUUUUUUGGUAUAUUUUAUUUAGAUUAUUGCAGUCACCAGCGUAUGAAACAAUAGAAGAAGCUUAUUAGAUAUUUGCAUGCUUGCUGUAAUUAGAAAUAUUUAGUAUUAAAUAAAUAUAAGUAUGUCCGUCUAAGAAGAGAGGAAAUCUGAAAAAAAUCAGAGAUUUGCUGACAAAACACAAGGACCAAAUGAAGAUUGCAAACAUCGAGGAUGAAAAAUAAAACCUGCAGAAAAAGCAUGAAAAGGAGAUCACAGAGUUCAUAGAAAAACUUCUGAAUGACUCUUCCUGCAGCGUUUCAUGAGCUGAUUAAAAUUAUUGUCAGAUUUCAGCUACAUGGACAAAUGAUUUUCGGUGCAUUUAAUACAAUUUGUAACAUUUCAGCACAAAAUACUACGUUUGGAGUACAAGAAUGCAGGUGUAGCUGCUGGUGCAGUAAAGCAGAGUCUGUACUACAUUAUUUUUACAUACGAGCACAACAGACUCUUUGGUUCGUCUGACUGAUUUUAAGGUUGAUUCAUAAACAAUUUACAAUCAGCAGAUAUUUGAUUUAAAUUCUUAUUUUCAGGAUCAUGUUUAACCUUGUAUUUAUUUUCUAAAGGAAACAUCUUUGUUUUUCUUUAAUGUUCACUUUUAUCAGUUGUUAUAAAAUCCUCUAUAUGAUGUUUUUACCCUGUCAUUUCUUUAAGUAAUUCUUGCAGGUGGCAUCUUAUUAAAAACUUUUUUUUAAUUCCUUGGUUAAUAUGGAGGAUUUUUAGUAAACAUGGAAGAAUGCAGUUUCUAAGUAAAAAAAUCACAGAAAAUGUAAAAAUGACUCAAUGAAUGAAUUCAUCACAUGGAGAAUAAGAACUGUUCAUCAAGAUAAUUGACUGAUUUUAAGACACUGUUCUUUGGUUUAUUCAGAGUUAUACUAAAGAAAAUUAAGCAAAAGAGAAAUAUCCUAAAUACAAACAUACAGACAUACACACACAAACCCCACAAAAACAAACAAAAAAAACCACACUUCACACUAACAUGAAAACAGAAGCAGGGAAUAGAUGAGACAGGAGUGUUUAUCUCUCCAUCUCUGAGACCGAGCAGCUUUCCAGCAUCCUGUGGUUCCUGCUUGCUUGCAAUGUUUAGUAGAUGUUUCUUUUCUUAUGAGAUGAAUGUCCUCAUGGUAAUUUUUGGCAACUUUUCUUUGUUCUUUUCCUUGUUAUACUAGCUUGUCACGUUUUGCCAUAUUGUGAAUUUAAAUGAAAGAAGUUAUAAUUAUAGGGCUUUGGAGCGUGAUGCCACCUCCCGCCAUGACAGUAGGCCAAACAAAGCACACGGAAGCAUCAGCUAUGCUUCGUACGUGGUUGCAACAUUAGAUCACAUGAUAGGGAAGGCAAGAAGCUGGAAAAUGGGCUCUUUUUUCAUCGUUUCCCCUCCUGGAGGCAACGGGAGGGAUCUCAUGUAUCCGAUAUUACUAAACGAAGACGUCAGGCUUGGAUUGCAGCGGUGAGACGAGCGGAU